AUGGGGUUCUCGAGGUGGGAUUUGCGGCGGAGAGAGUGGCGGAGAGUGAUAAAGAAGGUGCGGCGGCCGCCAUUUUUGGUGGAGGUUGAUGAGAGAGAAACUAGAGAGAAGGGAUUUGAAGGGGGAAGUGAUGGUUUGGCAUUUGGGCUGCCACUUUACAAAGGCAAAAGCAGUUACCUGUUUCCUUUCUUGUUCAAACAUGCUAUUAGCUAUUUAGGCCUUGAGGAUUUGAAUUACGCUCUGUACGUGGAGAAAAUUGAAGAAAAAAAUCGCGAUCUUGAAGUCGAUUAUGUGACGCUUUUCGAACAGAACAUCUAA
Molecule: messenger RNA, 318 nt
Organism: Striga asiatica
Lineage: Eukaryota; Viridiplantae; Streptophyta; Magnoliopsida; Lamiales; Orobanchaceae
Source: the annotation of a GenBank genome assembly